CUGCCGAAACUUAGAAGCUGAUUCUGUCACAGUGUAAGAUGCCUUUGGAAAAUUCUGCAUUCCUCUUAGAUGACUCUUUAGGACUUGGUGAGUUACACUAGAUACCUUCAACCUUCAUUUUGAGCUAAGAGGGGCCUUCUUCAUGCCUCCUGACAUCACGCUCUCCGACAGAAUUUUGAGACUGAUGGUCAACCAUAUUGAAGAAUACAUUGAACUUAUAGUUUUCUGAAGAAUCAGUUCAAAAGAUCCCCCAAAAUACAAAAGGAGAAGUACAAAUGUCUACCACAAGACGAAAACGUAAUAUGUUAUGUUGUUUACCGUAAGCUGUAGUAAAAUGAGCUCGAUUAUUGACAGAGAUGAUGGUAGUAUUUUUGAUGGGUUGGUGGAAGAAGAUGACAAGGACAAAGCAAAAAGAGUAUCUAGAAACAAAUCUGAAAAGAAACGUAGAGAUCAAUUUAAUGUUCUCAUUAAAGAAUUGGGAUCCAUGCUUCCUGGUAAUGCUAGAAAGAUGGACAAAUCUACUGUUCUGCAGAAGAGCAUUGAUUUUUUAAGAAAACAUAAAGAAAUCACUGCACAGUCAGAUGCUAGUGAAAUUCGACAGGACUGGAAACCUACAUUCCUUAGUAAUGAAGAGUUUACACAAUUAAUGUUAGAGGCUCUUGAUGGUUUUUUUUUAGCAAUCAUGACAGAUGGAAGCAUAAUAUAUGUGUCUGAGAGUGUAACUUCAUUACUUGAACAUUUACCAUCUGAUCUUGUGGAUCAAAGUAUAUUUAAUUUCAUCCCAGAAGGGGAACAUUCAGAGGUUUAUAAAAUACUCUCUACCCAUCUGCUGGAAAGUGACUCAUUAACCCCGGAAUAUUUAAAAUCAAAAAAUCAGUUAGAAUUCUGUUGUCAUAUGCUUCGAGGAACAAUAGACCCAAAAGAGCCAUCUACCUAUGAAUAUGUGAAAUUUAUAGGAAAUUUCAAAUCUUUAAACAGUGUAUCCACUUCAGCACACAAUGGUUUUGAAGGAACUAUACAACGCACACACAGAACAUCUUAUGAAGAUAGAGUUUGUUUUGUAGCUACUGUCAGAUUAGCUACACCUCAGUUCAUCAAGGAAAUGUGCACUGUUGAAGAACCCAAUGAAGAGUUUACAUCUAGACAUAGUUUAGAAUGGAAAUUUCUAUUUCUAGAUCACAGGGCACCACCCAUAAUAGGAUAUUUGCCAUUUGAAGUUCUGGGAACAUCAGGCUAUGAUUACUAUCAUGUGGAUGACCUAGAAAAUUUGGCAAAAUGUCAUGAACACUUGAUGCAGUAUGGGAAAGGCAAAUCAUGUUAUUACAGGUUCCUGACCAAAGGACAACAGUGGAUUUGGCUUCAAACUCAUUACUAUAUCACUUAUCACCAGUGGAAUUCAAGGCCAGAGUUUAUUGUUUGUACUCACACUGUAGUAAGUUAUGCAGAAGUUAGGGCUGAAAGACGACGAGAACUUGGCAUUGAAGAGUCUCUUCCUGAGAUGGCUGCUGACAAAAGCCAAGAUUCUGGGUCUGAUAACCGUAUAAACACAGUCAGUCUCAAGGAAGCAUUGGAAAGGUUUGAUCACAGCCCAACCCCUUCUGCUUCCUCCCGUAGUUCAAGAAAAUCAUCUCACACUGCAGUCUCAGACCCAUCCUCAACACCAACAAAGAUCCCAACGGAUACUAGCACUCCUCCCAGACAGCAUUUACCAGCUCAUGAAAAGAUGGCACAAAGGAGGUCAUCAUUUAGUAUUCAGUCGAUAAAUUCCCAGUCUAUUGGUCAAUCAUUAACACAGCCAGUGAUGUCUCAAGCCACAAAUUUACCAGUUCCACAAGGCAUGUCCCAGUUUCAGUUUUCAGCACAAUUAGGAGCCAUGCAGCAUCUGAAAGACCAAUUGGAACAACGGACACGAAUGAUAGAGGCGAAUAUUCAUCGGCAACAAGAAGAACUAAGAAAAAUUCAAGAACAACUUCAAAUGGUCCAUGGUCAAGGGCUACAGAUGUUUUUACAACAGUCAACCCCUGGUUUGAAUUUUGGUUCUGUUCAACUUUCUUCUGGAAAUUCAUCUAACAUCCAGCAACUCGCACCUGUAAAUAUGCAAAGCCAGGUUGUUCAAACUAACCAAAUUCAAAGUGGAAUGAAUACCGGACACGUUGGCACAACUCAGCACAUGAUACAACAGCAGACUUUACAAAGUUCAUCAAGUCAGAGUCAACAAAAUGUCCUAAGUGGGCAUAGCCAACAAACAUCUCUUCCUAGUCAGACCCAGAGCACUCUUACAGCCCCCCUGUAUAACACUAUGGUGAUUUCUCAGCCGGCAGCCGGAAGCAUGGUCCAGAUCCCGUCUAGUAUGCCACAAAACAGUACCCAGAGUGCUGCAGUAACUACAUUCACUCAGGACAGACAGAUAAGAUUUUCUCAAGGUCAGCAACUUGUGACCAAAUUAGUAACUGCUCCUGUAGCUUGUGGGGCGGUCAUGGUACCUAGCACUAUGCUUAUGGGUCAGGUGGUGACUGCCUACCCUACUUUUGCUGCACAACAGCAGCAGUCACAGACGUUGUCAGUCACACAGCAGCAGCAGCAGCAGCAGCAGAGUUCCCAGGAGCAGCAGCUCACAUCAGUUCAGCAACCAUCUCAGGCUCAGCUGAACCAACCAACACAGCAAUUUUUACAGACUUCUAGGUUGCUUCAUGGGAACCCUUCAACUCAGCUUAUCCUCUCUGCUGCGUUUCCACUACAACAGAGCACUUUCCCUCAAUCACAUCACCAGCAACACCAGUCUCAGCAGCAGCAGCAACUGAGUCGGCACAGGACUGACACUUUGACGGAUCCUUCCAAGGUUCAACCGCAGUAGCACACGUCUCCUCUCUGACCUCAAGGGAGGAAGGGUUGGCCCAUAAAGAGUUGCUCAGAUGAUCUGAGGAUUAGGAGGAAAAGUUCUAGUAGAUUCAUGAGAUGCAGUAUUGAGUAAUCUAAUUCCUCGAAUUAGUUAGCAGGGAAAAUGCUGCCUAGUGCUGCAGAUGUACAUUAAAUACCCGCCAGCAGGAAAUGACCAUAGGGCCAUAGCCAAUUCUGACAGUGUUUUAAUUGCUCAGAUAUUUUUUGAUGGAAAAAGAGUAUAUUGCCAAAUGUAGAAGCUCAGCUAAAGAAAUAUGACCUCCAGUGAAUCAGAAAGGCACUAACAAUGUUAGUAACUUUUAGUGGUUCAGUGCCUGUUUUCAAGUGUUACAGAGGACACACCACUGCCACAUCAGGGGUUUGCUUACAAUGAUGCCAUGAAGACAGUGCAGUCGACCCAGUAGGCCCUCUUCCCAAGCCCCUCUCCCUUCUCAGAUAAUGAUGGAAUCGCAAUUUCAGAAUGUUGUGUGGGUUCAAAUUCUCUAUGUACAGAUGCUGUAAAAAUAUUAUGUAUAUGUCUGGAUAAAAGGAAAGAAAGCAAAACAUUUUGUAUGCUGCAUGAAAGCAUUAUCUCCUCCUUAAAGGUAUGAAUACAUUUCCUUAGAUUCUGAUGCCAUGUGCAAACUAAUACAUCCUUUGUUUUCCCUUUUGUUUACAACACGAUAGUGUUCUAUUCACUUUUCCGGGGCACAAGUCUUUUGUUCAUACUUGGCUGUGAUGUCACAGUUUGUUCAGUGAGGUAUGAUGUGCUGCUGGGAAUGGAUUUUUUUCAGGUUAAAUGAUUGAAAUAACAGGAUUUUCAAGUUACUCAGAAGUAUCCUUCAUUUCAUUAUUUUCAAUAAUGUUUGAAAAUAGGAUUUGCACUGCUUUAUUUUAGAAGGUUGGGAGUUUUGAUCAUAUAUUUUGAUAUAGUUCAUAGUUGGAAAUAGUUGAGUAAAUGGUUUGUAACAAGCCUGAAAGAAAUUUCAUGAAUGUUUCAGUUACAGGAGUAAAAUUUGCACACAAAACAUUUUAGGCACUUUUUAACAUUCUCACUGGUGGGAAUUUUAACUUUUAGGAUUUGUUGGAAUCUUUUUAUUAUCCUUCACAAUUUCAAUGUUUCUUUUAGUCAGAAAUGAUUCAGGGUUAUUUGAGGGGAAAAAAACCCAUAGUGCCUUGAUUUUGAUUCAGGUGAUAACUCACCAUCUUGAACUCAUUGUCUGGUUUCAGUAGCAGUUUUGAAACCUUAGUACAUUUUUAAUAGCAUGUGAGUGUCUGUGCCAUUAUUCUCCUAAGUUCCUAUGAAGAGUGCUUUGAAUCUCUUGGCUGGAGAUAUAAAUAAUUUAGAAAUAAAAGAUGACAUACUAACACUAUCAGAGUCAUCAGUGUGAUUGCAAAUUGUUUUUCCUAAAUCAGCAUCUUUCUUUAAAGCUGAAAUAAGUAGUCAUUGAAGAAUUACCAGUAAAUAUUUGCUCAAUAUGAUUCUUACAAAGAAAGAGGUGUAGGAAUUUGCUUUGCCUUCACUACAACACUAGAAUAUUGGAACUCACAUGCUUUCUAAACAUGAACUAAGAUUUCAUUUGGCAAUAUAAUAUUCCAAAGGUAAUAAAUUCCAACAAAAAUUAUAUUCAUAAAAACAUUUUAUAUAUUAUAUGGUACUGAUAAUUAAAUUUACAACUGUAGAGCAAAGGAAAAUAUCUUAUUAGAAUAUCAAAAAUUAUUACUGUGGAAAGGGAAGACAGCAAGCUGUAAUAAAUCAAAAUUGACCUGAAAAGAAAAUGUAUAACACAACUGAAGUUGUUCAACAGAAAAGGUUUUGAGCAAUGAAAAUAACCUAAUACAGAAUUGCUAGAUAAAGGAGUUGAGGAACUCCAAGUCAGUUCUUCAGACUUUUCUGUCCUCGGCUUUGCUAUUAUCCUUAGGGAUAUAUUGUUUUUCUGUAGAAAACUAUACCUGGCCACACUUAAAUUAGAAAAUGUUGAAAAUGAAAACAACCAAAGAAAGUUGGUACCUACCCUUCUAUAAAAGAAGUGUCAUUAGAUACCAAUCAAUAAUUAACAUAUCAAGGAGCUCCUCUCCUAGCUAAAUGAUCAUCCAGAAGAGAUUUCUGACUCAUGAAUGUCAAGGAUAGUUGUCAGAAUAUGUGUGUACUUGAGCAUAUAUACACCAAAAUUGAUGUUGUAAAUAUGGCAACAGUAUUAAUUAUCUCCCCUUUCAAAUUGCCUAUGUUAACCUUAUGCCAUUCCAUAGUGAGUUGUGCCUCUUUCAUUCAUUGGUGAUAUCUAGUGAUAUGGAUUUAGCUAAUAAAAUAUAUGAAAAACUAUUAAGGUUUAUCCUCCAAAUAUCACACUUAAAAGAAAGAUGGUGGACCAUGAGUACUGUGUACUUAGAUGAACAAAAGCAAAACCUAGGCACAAUUUUGCAUUUAUAAUUACUGUUGUUUCUGACAGCUCACUUUUUUCUGCUUAGAAUUGAUUACUAAGUUUAAAGAAGCAGCUAGCUGCUUUUCCUCUGCUGCCAGUAGGCUUUGUUGUGUUGGAAGAGCUAGUAAGCACCAGCUGCCUCUUAGCUCCUUUAACUGUUCCUCCUGCUUCUCUUGAACUUGGAUUGCAAAGCUGUCCCUCCCCCUCUCCCAUGAAUGGAGACUUGAGCAUUCUGAUGAAGAUUCAGCAGUUGCCUGUUCUUCCUUCAUUUCUGUAGCCAAAGUUGUUAAUUAAAAUACUAAAUCUAAGUCAUGAAAAACAGAAAAUAGGAACACCUUCUAACCACUUAAAAAUCAUCUUUCCUCUGCUUUACUCUGUCAUUUUUUCUUUUAAAAAACACAUUUUAUUCUGGGUGGCACUUUUUAGAUAAGAAACUAUUAAAGAUCAGGCAAAUUGUUAGCUGUUCUGCAGUUAUCUUGCUUUGGCUUGCUGUGGCACUGCGUAAGUCAGUAUAGUUUUAACAACUACAAGUGAAGACUACAAGGACUAAGAGAAUUGCUGCUGGUGUAUAGCAACCCUGAGUGUAUACACUCAGAAGUACCCUAUUUUUUUAGUGGAAAAUAUGUGCAGAAAAGCAGGUAUAGCAGAUGGGGGUAGUAAGUCCUACAGUUCAGUCUCCAAACUUCGACUUAGGGGGUAAUUUGAGUCCUGUGCUCUGCUUUGUCACUUAAAUCUGGCUUAGGAAUGUACUAGUAAUAGGAGAGUGCCAGUGUCUUUGAAUGGUUAUAGAAUACUGUGUGGAAUAGUGAAAUGGUAAUUUGGUUUCUUCAGAAGUGCUGUAGCUGCUGGUCAUUGCCUUACAGCAGUCUGCUUGCCAUUAGUUAAGCACACUGAAGCAGUGCAGCUCUGUAAAGAAGAGAUGAAUCCUUGUUCAAGAAGCCUUAGAUAGGGGUCCUACAGAUAGGUGAAAGUACUUUUUAACUGGAUAUUACUCGACGUAUUUUAAAAUGUUCCCAGUACAUUGCGGCAAACUUUUUAAAAAGUGGAAUGCAAGUAGCAUUUUACUCUGGUAGUAUUCAUUCUUUCUUUUUCUAUGUUUCUUUGAUGACUGAAAGUUUGUUGAUGAACAUUUGUGUUAAACUCAUUCAAAUCUCUAACCUUUCCAAUAUCUGUGUCCCUGUUCAUAGCCCCUUGGGAGUCAAUGUUGGAAGGUGUAAACACUGGAUAUUACUAUUGCUGAGUGAGUCUAGCCAGGAGUAAACCGAUUGGAAAAGAAACAGCACAACGGCUCUUGCCAUUGUAGUAGUGAUUCGACAAAGAGAACCUGUUCAGUUUGUUUGGGUUGGGUGAGCAUUCUUCUAAAAGGAGCUUCUGAAGUAAUUGCAAAGGAAAAGAGUCGACUAUUUUUAUAGCAUAUUUAAUAUAUUUGUAUAUAACUAUGAAUAUAGUAGGAACCACCCUCCACAUGCCUCCCACCUUUUCUAAUUUCCUCCCCCUUUGCCAUAGCACUAGUAUAGCCUCGUCCGCAUGGGUAAUGUGCCUAUUGUCAGCCUACCAAAAGAUAGUGCUGCUGCUUUCUGAGACAGGUGAGAAGACCCAACUCUCAUGCCUGGGGAUCCUUUAUGUAGGAAUAGCACACACUUAAAACAACAUACCACAGUCUAAAAGCAUCAUUUUUAAAUAUAACAAGCACUUUAUUGCAAUUAUUCAUUUUGAUAAAGUUUAUCUUAGGCAUUACCAUUUCUAAAGGAUCCCCAAAUCAUCACUUAGGUGAAAUUUUAAAAUGACCCAUUUCUGAGAAAUGUUUAGAUCCAGUGAACCGUAGUAGGUUUAUGGGAGUGAUUUCAAGGUAGCCAAAUGAACUUGACUUUUGUUUUGAAUGUGGUGGAGUUGAGAUUGUUGAUGCUAGUUCCAUUUAGACACUAUUGUAAACCUAUCUUGCCUAUUGUGUGGACACCAAAAGAGCCUGUUUAUUUUCAGAAGUCUAGGAAAAUUGCAUCAGUGUGAAUAAAUGUAUAGAACUAACCUAAAAGUGAUUAUUAGUAAUAUUUUAGAAUACAGUCAUUUCAAGAAUUAUUCUGGGUGUUUUCAAUGUGCUCUGAAAUGUUGGCAUGUCAUUUCAGCGUUCCCAUUUGAAUUGCUCUUGUAAUAUUUUUGCACAAAAAGGACUGAGAAAAGGAUUACUUUGGUUGAAGAAAAGAAAAAUGUGUAAUUUGGUCUUAUUUUAAUGACUUCUGUGGAAACACUGGGGAUGAAUUUUGUUGGUUUAGUUAUAAUUCAGGAUAUUUAACAGUAUUGAACAGCUCACAAGAAAUUAAACAAAAGUGGAUAUUUAAAGAUUAAAACACUUUCUUCCCAUGUGACUGUUUUGCAUAUUUCCCCCACAUGUCAUAAUUUAACACUACAUUCCUUGUUUUUCUUAAAUAAAAUACUUUGCAGGUUGUUUUGAGUAUUUAACAUAUUUUGUAAGCUGCCUGGGUUUUCCUAAGGAAACGACCUUUAAGAAAUAGAAUAUAGUUUAUGAAGAGAUUAAGUGAAAUUCCAUCACCACCACCAGCAAACACUGAGGUGCUGUGUUAAGUGACAAUCAAAAUAGUGAGUAUUUACGGAAGAAUUUAGAAAGUGGUUUUAAAGAAGAAAUUGCUUUGUAAGCAGUUCUCUGGGUUUCUUGAAUAAAAAUGGCUAAAUGUAUUUAUUUAUAUUUUUAAAUAUCUUUGUGUUCUGUUUUCUAUCAGUGAUUUCAGUGUCAUGUAUUUAAUUUGUGGUUUGUUUUGUUUUGCCUUGUACUCUUUUACUAGAGAACUGGCUCUUCUAAUGUGGGCACAGUCUCUAGCCCUCAGAGGACUCUACAUGGGCAUCCAAAUCUGUUCUACUGCAGGACAGCAGUGGGAGGGCCCACAUCCAGGUGCCUCUGCACUGCCCUCCUGUGCUCAACUUAUUUAAGAGAAAAGUAAAGGUAACUCCUUUCAAAUUUGCUUCAUAUAGCUCCAACCUUUUUCUAGUUUUACGUCCUGCCUUUUCCAUUUGGGGGACACUUUUUAUAUGAUUAUAGCCAAAGGCCAGUAUGACAGAACCAAUGGCACACAUUGCCUGUUUUGCCCACUUGGGAAAUGUUAGUAAAACGGUUAGCAUCUUCAAAUGGCCCCUACUAUCAUAUCUAUAUGAAAAUCCAUUUAAAGUCUUCAAUAUAGAUGGGAAAAUGUAUCCACACUGCAAACUCUUCUACAAAAAAAUGUUUGCUGUCUACUAGUAUAGUGUAAUGUUGCUUGGUUCUUUAAAAACAGUAACAAAACCUCCAUGCACAGCACUGCUCAGUAAAGCAGUGUUUGAACAUUUGAGGCCUAGACAUUUGAGGAUACUUCUAGCUGGAAUGCAUUGGAACAGAAUUCUCUAGGUUCCCACAGGUCAGGUACAGGGGACGCUGUCUAGCUUUUGGGAUCCCUUAGAGAAUGGUCAUUAAAGCAAGUUGGAUUUAAAGAUGUAAAAUAUGUUCCUUAACUCUGAGAGUUGAAUUGAAGAUGUGAUGUUUUCAAAUGUAUGCUUUUAAAUUUCUGAGGAAACAAACUGUGACAUCGCUUUAAGAACAACAUUCAAAUGUUUCAUAAUACAUGUUUUUGAGUUGGCCUGUACUGGUACAAAUUCACUGCUGGCAAUGGUUGUGCCAGAACUGGUGUUAAAAUGUAGGGAAAGCUGUAUUAUCUUCAAGUUGAUGUAUUAUAUAGCUAGACAAUCAUCAUUAAGCAAAAAAAGAAAUUGGCCAGGAAAUGUCCUUUUACUUUCUCAAUAGCUAUGAACAGCUGCAACUUAGACCGUUCUAGAAUAAUUUUGAAAACUAUCUUACUGUGGCGUAAGUUGGGGAAGGAUCUCUGUAUGGCACUUGCAUAUUUACUCUGUAUAAAGAUUGAAGCCCAAAGAUGAGUUAAAUUCAGUGCUGUAUUGAAACCAGUUAGUGCAAAAAAGAAAAAGUUUUAUCUUUGUAAAUUUUUAAUUGUUAACACCAGUUGGUAGCUGUAAAAACAUACACCGAAUUAUUUCUAAUGUUCUGUGUGCUACAUUGCUGUCCUUACUGCUUGGUUCUUGGUUUUAAAUACAAUUUAGAUGUAGCCUAACAUUCUUACUUCUGAAAUGGUGGAGCUAUAAAUGGCUAACUGAUAAUUGACAUACAAUACCUCUUUUUCCUAAAGCAAACAUUGAACUGAAAUCCAAAUUGAUUUAUAAAAAACAAGACUGACAUUUUCCAAGUAUUGUCUUUAGCUCAAAUCCUAAAUUGCACAGAAGCAGGAAGGGACAAUGAAUGGUUUCAACGGUGCUCUUAGUUCUCUGCUGAUUUUCAUGAGCUAUCUGUGGAAAUACAAUAUUGUAUAAAAUGUGGAUCAUUCUGUCACCCAUUUAACAUUGCCAUUUUAAUUUGGUGUUACAAUUGUUUACACUUGUUUUUCAAAGGUAUCCUUUCAGAGGUAAAAAUGUGUUACUAGUCUACCUUCACUCAGGCCUCUCGCUAUAUGAUCAUUUUUCCAGGUUAUGAUGUGCAGUUUUUUAAAACUACAUGUACUAUUAUAAUGCUCUUUCUCAUACUCUUGUAAUGUAUUCAGAACCUAAAAUUACAGCAAAAGAGCCAAGCAGUAGCAUUGUUGUUGGUUUUUUUUUUAAUGUAAAAAAAAUAGGUCCAGACUUUGUUUCCGUAUUCAAUCUUAAAAAUAAAAAAAUACCUCAGUACUGUU
Myotis brandtii (Brandt's bat) is the source of this 10021-nucleotide messenger RNA. RefSeq names its product clock circadian regulator (gene CLOCK). Gene Ontology annotation, biological process: circadian regulation of gene expression; regulation of transcription by RNA polymerase II. The transcript is spliced from 23 exons. The coding region runs from base 308 to 2854 and encodes 848 amino acids. The record is from RefSeq and is a predicted model, not a curated record. Gene Ontology annotation, cellular component: cytoplasm; nucleus; CLOCK-BMAL transcription complex. NCBI's taxonomy places the organism in Eukaryota, Metazoa, Chordata, Mammalia, Chiroptera, Vespertilionidae. Gene Ontology annotation, molecular function: protein dimerization activity; E-box binding; DNA-binding transcription factor activity, RNA polymerase II-specific.